UUAUGAUUUUAGUGUUCGAUUCGUGGGGCUCAUUUCCCAAGGGUUUACUCUACGGAAACCUGAUCGACAUGGGAAACUACGAUGAGUGCGUCGGGAUUAACAAAGCAAUAUCCGAUAACUAUAAUAUCCAAGGAAAAUAUUGCCGAGCAAAGCUAACUUUAGUCGAACCUGCACUUAAGCUGCAAGUGGGAAUUUGCUUACCGGCCUCCUGCUCGGCCGCAAAUAUGAAUACAUUUCUAAAACAACUGAUAAAAAAGCUAAUUGGCCUCAAUAUCAACACCCACUUUGUGAGCGAGGAUGCCUGCAGGACUGCCGAUCGAGAACCUUUUGACGGUCUAACUAUAUUUACCAUUGUACUACUCUCAGUAUUGGGUGCUGUCGCAGUUCUGGCCACUAUUUGCGAUUACUUUCUUUUUGAAGACCAAAAAAAACUUCCCUUUCUGAUAAAGGCCUUUUCCAUACGCGCCAAUUCCCGAGCUCUUUUCUGCCUGGUGGAGCCCAAUUCGAAGCCCAAUGUUAUCGACUGUCUCCAUGGCAUGCGCUGCUUAUCCCUCAUCUGGGUAAUUUUUGGACAUGAAUACAUAAUAGCCAUGAUAGCUCCAAAUAUGAACUUCCUGACCGUAUAUAGGUGGUUCGAGAAACCUUUUAGCAACUUUAUAACUCGCGGUGUAUUUUCUGUGGACACCUUCUUAUUCCUCAGUGGCUUGUUAUUGGUCGUGAUUUCCAUGCGUUCCCUGGAAAGAACUAAGGGAAGGUUAAACAUUCCAUUGAUGUAUCUCCAUCGAUAUUUGCGACUCACUCCGAUUGUGGCUGUGGCCAUACUUAUCUAUAUGAAACUGCUGCCUUACUUGGGAGAUGGUCCCAUGUUUAACAGCAUUCAUUUUGAUGACUAUAGUCGCUGUGAACGCACCUGGUUCUGGAGUUUACUCUAUCUCCAAAACUAUGCCACUGCAGAACUGUGCAUUAGUCACACCUGGUAUUUGGCUGUGGAUAUGCAGCUUUAUAUACUCUCACCGAUAUUUCUGCUCGCUUUGUAUAAGUGGGGCAAGAAAGCUGCAGCUGGAAUAUUUGUUUUCAUGCUUCUGCUUUCUGCCUGCCUCUUCAGCACGAUGAUGACCAAUAAGUAUCCCAUUAAUAUGGAGCAAGGACUCCUCGCUGGUGAAGGUCAACGCAAACUUUACUUUGCCACACACACGCAUGCAGCUCCUUGGUUGAUCGGCGCUCUGUUCGGCUAUUUCCUGCAUGUGAAUCGCAACAAGAAUUUUCAGCUGAGCCGCAUUAUGAUCUGGCUAGGCUGGCUCAUUAGCUUGACACUGAUAUUCACCUCUAUAUUCGCCCUCCACGCAUCUGCUCAAUGGUCUGCGCCAAACCUGACCUUGCUGGAGGCGGCCUCCUACUAUACACUAAGCCGCAUCGCUUGGCCUCUGGCCUUGUGCUGGGUGGUGUUUGCCUGCAUGAGAGGCUAUGGUGGAUUGGCCAAUAGCUUCCUUUCUUCACCAAUGUGGCAGCCGCUCUCGAAACUGUCCUAUUGCGCCUACAUCUUUCAUAUAGUCGUACAACAAACCAACGUUGGACGCAUACGGACAAGCCUUUAUUUCUCCGACUACGAUUUGAUGCUACUCUUUUGGGGCACCUUCGCCUUCACCGUACUUAUGGCAUACGUGAUGUACAUCAUAGUAGAGGCACCCUUUGGCGUUCUAGAAACCAUGCUAAUGCCCAAUCGUAGAGCUGCUCCAAAGGCUACCAACCCCGUUGAGUCAUCAGUUGUGCCUACAGUUGAACCCACAAUCGAAACCCCAAAAACAAAUUUAGCUACAGUGGUGGAGCAAGAUGUAGAAGCAUCAACAGCUAGCGCAACGGCAAGUUAAGGCCCUUAGCUCAACUCUUAUUUAAACUUAGUUUAAGGAUUGUCACAUCUAUAAUUUAAUAAUAUAAU
Drosophila virilis is the source of this 1936-nucleotide messenger RNA. RefSeq names its product nose resistant to fluoxetine protein 6. The record is from RefSeq and is a predicted model, not a curated record. NCBI's taxonomy places the organism in Eukaryota, Metazoa, Arthropoda, Insecta, Diptera, Drosophilidae. Gene Ontology annotation, molecular function: acyltransferase activity, transferring groups other than amino-acyl groups.